This is a messenger RNA of Acanthopagrus latus (yellowfin seabream), 4932 nucleotides long. RefSeq names its product vasoactive intestinal polypeptide receptor-like. Gene Ontology annotation, cellular component: plasma membrane. Gene Ontology annotation, molecular function: G protein-coupled peptide receptor activity; vasoactive intestinal polypeptide receptor activity; peptide hormone binding. NCBI's taxonomy places the organism in Eukaryota, Metazoa, Chordata, Actinopteri, Spariformes, Sparidae. The record is from RefSeq and is a predicted model, not a curated record. The transcript has 13 exons. Gene Ontology annotation, biological process: adenylate cyclase-modulating G protein-coupled receptor signaling pathway; cell surface receptor signaling pathway. The coding region runs from base 828 to 2138 and encodes 436 amino acids.
UCCCCAUAACCACACAGUGCCCCUUUAAAGUGAAUCAGCAGGAGCAGUGUGGAUCUCCCUGCAGGACACCAUGGCAAUCCCCUCCUUUGUCUGUCUCUGGUCUCUAGCGUUCUUAUCCUCAGCUGUCUCCAGCAGAGAAGCACGUAUGAAUCAUGCUGGAAUUCAGCUGGAGGUCACAGCCCUUAGAAUGGCAUACUGGCUUUUACAUCUGCAUGUGUACACACACGCGCGCAGACUGCUUCAGAGUCUCUGUGGUGGGAAAGAAGCAAAGGAAAAUGGAUGGUGGAGAGGGUUAAAAAGGAUGCCCAUAAUCAUAAUCAUGACUGUGAUGAUGGAGCACGGGAAGUUUCCCCCUGAUAUUCCAACUUGUAUCGCUUCGGGCAGCGCCGAUCCAUCACUGACAGCAUCUUCUCCGGUCGUAGUCCGGUGAAGUCACGUCCAGGACGUCCUGCGUAGCCUGGGGAAUGACAUAAAUCAUAACCUAAAUGGGGGAGUCACCUUGUGUGAGGGGAGAGGCUGGACUCAUGUGGGCUCAUUUUGUGGCUAACAAUAGCCACAUACUACUAGUCUGAUUAAUGCCCACGGAGAGGAGACUCAUCCACCUAAGUAACAGCUAUAAAUCUUCCCGUCCUAUAUUCUCGGGUGGCAAACACUCAUGGGUUCAUCUUCCCGCCGAACCAAUUCACGGCCAGAGGUUUCAAACCGGCGCAUGCAAAUCUGAGGAAUAUGACGAUCGAAAGAUUGAUUUUGUGUCUGCCACGUGUGUCGGGUGGAGAGAUUAAUGGGAGCCCGGGUCAGCUCAUCUCAAUAGAUGGGUUCGCCUUGAGAUGCGUGGCACCGUCGAGAGAGCACACACGGUGUUUUCCGUGCAGAACCAGAUGUGUGACAUGAUGAAGGAAAUCGACAAGGAGAGGGACAUGUGUGAGGCUCAGAUCGAGAACAAAACAACAGGUUGCAGUGGGACGUGGGACAAGAUCACCUGCUGGCCCAGCGCCGACGUCGGACAGGUGGUCACCAUCCCCUGCCCCAAAUACCUCUUCUACUUCUCAGGGGACGCUCCCACUCGUAACCUGUCAAAGACCUGCACUGAGGAUGGCUGGAGCUCAAUCAGCAUAGACUCCUACAUAAUGGACUGUGGAUACAAUCCCAACAGCACCAUGGAUGAUAAUACGGGAGAAUUCUUCGACGCCAUCAAAGUUGGUUACACCAUUGGUCACAGCGUGUCACUCAUUUCUCUGACCGUCGCCAUCAUCAUACUGUGUCUCUUUCGAAAACUCCACUGCACGAGAAACUACAUCCACAUGCAUCUGUUUGUGUCUUUCAUACUGAAAGCCGUGGCUGUUUUCAUCAAGGAUGUGGUUCUGUAUGACGUCGGCGAGACGGACAAUUGCCAGUCAUCUGUGGGCUGCAAGGCGGUGGUGGUCUUCUUCCAGUACGGCAUCAUGGCGAGUUACUUCUGGCUGCUGGUGGAGGGCCUCUACCUCCACACUCUGUUAGCUGUGUCCUUCUUCUCUGAGAGGAAGUACUUCUGGUGGUACAUCCUGAUUGGUUGGGGGGCUCCAACCAUCUUUAUCUCGGCGUGGGUGGCUACAAAGGCUUAUUUAAAUGAUCUUGGAUGCUGGGAGAUAAUCGAUGAUAAUCCCUGGUGGAUCAUCAAAACACCUAUUUUGGUCACCAUACUUGUGAACUUUUUCCUCUUCAUCUGUAUAAUCCGCAUUUUGCGACAGAAGAUGAAUUGCCCCGACAUCGGAAGAAAGGAAUCCAAUCAGUACUCGAGACUGGCUAAGUCCACUCUGCUGUUGAUACCUCUCUUUGGCAUAAAUUACAUCAUUUUUGCCUUCAUCCCUGACCACAUCCACCCGCAAGUGAGGAUGGUGUUCGAUCUCAUUCUCGGGUCAUUUCAGGGUUUUGUUGUCGCAGUCCUGUACUGCUUCCUAAAUGGAGAGGUACAGGCGGAGAUUAAACGUAAGUGGCGCAGAUGGAUGCUGCAGAGGUUCCUGGGUGCUGACACUAAGUACCAGCAGCCCUCCAUAGGCAGCAACGGCAACAACUUCAGCACCCAGAUCACCAUGUUGACCAAAUGCAGUCCGUCAACCCGGCGAGCGUCCGAGUGUCAGGAGCACCUCUCCGCCAUCUGAAACCCAUCUGAAGUGAACUCCCCUGUUUGUUUUAAUCAUUAGAUAUUAAAUGCAUGGCUCACAUGCUGUCACGACGCAGAUGAUGUUAGUUACUGAGGGUCAACCCGACAUUUAAGUACUGGAGCUAAUAUUCAUUGUAACUUUAUCGGCUACCUGUCAAACGUGACAAGCGAUCGGUGUUUUUCUUGCCAGAGCAGACAGGCAAAAUAAACCACCGUGAACACACAGCACCUGUUUAGUGAAUGGGUUCAAGCGUUAAGUUAACAUGGAGAAUUAAUGUACACAGAACACAACAAAGAAGUUGUGACUUUCACACAGUGACGCUUUGAUCAGCGAGGAACCUCCGCACCGACUGAUAUUUACAUAAAGGCAAACGUUGCCAAAAUAGGCAAACAAAUUAGUUCUCGCAGCGGCUUAACACGUUGCUGAGAUGACACGAUGAGUCUACUACCUGAACCGGCUGCCAGGAACAUUACACUACAGAACACUACACUGCAGGGAGGAGACAGAUUCAUGACCACUAUGUGAAUAAAAGGGAAUUGGAGCUCUUAGCCAGCGUUUUCCAUCAGAUGUUUAGCAAUAGAUGGAUAGAGCCAGAGACGAGUCGCGUCCUGUAAGCGGCAAGAUGUUUAUUAAAAGGGCGUGUUACACAAGAGGACUCCGAGCACUUAACCUAAUGGCCCCUGUUGCUCAGGGGACCAGCGGUAAGAACAUUAAUGACAUUGUCAGGCUGUCAUGUACAGUAGUCACAGAGGAGGAAUCUAUAGCAUAACCAACAUACUGGACCUUCCAAUCCUGUCUAUGACAGCUUUAUAUGGGGCAUACACUCCGCUGAAUUACUGCCGGCGAACAUUCCAGAGGAGACACUAAAGCUCCCGCUUGUGAAAUUUAUCUAAGAUUACAGAGGCUUUUAGUUUGCUCUGAGUGCACAGUCGCUCUGAGGACUUUCAUUUUUACUAUUUCUGCAGCUAGACCAGAUGUAUUCCAUUAUUAGUCCACGGUACACAGCAUGUGAAUAAAUAUGCGGCAACAGUGAUUAACUUCCAUUAACUGGAUUGCAUGGAUGGUUUAUUUCAUUGCGUCGAUUAGUUAGUUUUCUACUCUGUUCUAUUCUAUUCCGUAUUUAGAGGUUUUAUGAAUAUGUGUAUAGUAUUAUGCUGUUUGUUAGCCAUGAAAGUCGUAUGGCACAUGUCAACCUGUUGGCCCACCACUUUGGUCCAGGCUGAAAUGUCUCAGCAACUACUGGAUGGAUUGUUCACCCGGAAAAAAAAAACUACAGUUCAGUCAGUAUGGACUCAACCUCACGUGAAUGGAAAAAUGGAAUACGUUUUGUAGUCCACUGCACAUUUCUGGAGUUUAGAGCAAAACAGCAUUGCAGAAUCCCAAUAAAAAAACUGAAGUAACUGGGGACUUGUUUUAGGACAAAGAGGACAAUUGAAAAAAUAAGCUAUGCCAUAAACUGGCUCAGUACAGCUCAUCCAGCUUAACCCAAGACUCAGAAAGACCCAAGAUGCCAAAAUGAUAUAAAAAAGAGAUCAUUUACACCCGUGAUGCACAGUUGAGCCUGUGCACCCACUUCAGACAUGUUAACGCUUAUAGCUUGGAAGCUAUAAUGAAGAUUCAGUCCUAAAAAAGGAUAAAAAUAACUUAAUAUGGGAUCUCGGGGCUUCUCGAGAUUUGGAUUACACCAGACAAGCUACACAGAGCCAUUUUAUCUUUUUGUUAUCUUUUUUAUUUUAAAAGAAGUCCCCAUCUACUUCAGUUCUUUAGGAGAAUGCUGCAACCAUGUUCUGCUGUGACGCUCCAGAAGUGUUUGGUGGACUACACAACUUCAUCCGGCUUUCCACCAUAGAUAAGGACUGAAUUUUCAUUUUUGGGUGAAAGGUUCCAUUAAGGAUUUUGAUGAUCCCUUGACUUUUCCUCUAGCACCACCAUGAGGUUGACAUUUGUGGUUUUUAGGAAAAUGUCUCAACAACUACUGGAUACACUGCUGCAAAAUUUAGUUCAGACGUCAACAUUCCAAACCCAGAUAAAAACUACAGCUUAUUUUUAUGAAUAAGUAACUAAGUAAAUGCGAAACUGAUGACAUUCCUGUGAGCCUCAGCUUUACCUUAUGUUUCACACUAAUUAGCAAGUGCUAGCAUGCUAGCAGGCUAAGAUAAGAUGGCGAUCACCUUCUUCAUGCUCGUUAUCCUUAAUGGCUACCCUUAUCCGUUAACCUUCAUCAUCAUGUAAGCACUGUUAUUGUGGUUCAGUCACAUAGAUGCUAGCCUGGCUGUAGAUUCAUCAAACUAAAUGCCACCAUGUAUGAUGAUUGUUACUAUUUGUCUAAUAAUGCUUUCAAAUUCUUAUUUUUAAAAAAAGACGUCAAUAUGUACGGGCAGCAACAGUGUCACAUGUCACGUUGGAAUUUGAUGUUUACUUUAGUUCCACUUCUUGUUGUAUCAGUGUGUGUAAACUUGAAACUGAACUGACCUUGCUGAAAGUACCUCAGACUAAUUGUCACACGCAGCUGUUGUAUAUAAUGUGAGACUGUAGAUACAGCUGAGGAAUUGGUCCGUGAUGUGGUGAUGACAGAUUGUGCUCAGGUGUCAACUGGAAAUCAGUGUUUACAUUCAAACUGUACGUUCCUCACUCAUGCUCUUUGCGUAAUGUCGAUGAAGUGUCUCUUAUUUGUUGCCAUGUAAAGUUUGUGUAAAUAGGGCGUACUGUACAGUAUGUGUGGAAUCAGCUGUAAAGAUGUUAUUGAACAAAAUGUGAUGAGAUGAAGAUGAAUAAAGCCAUUUGCACUGUG